Mucor velutinosus is the source of this 1629-nucleotide messenger RNA. RefSeq lists its product as uncharacterized. The record is from RefSeq and is a predicted model, not a curated record. The transcript is spliced from 3 exons. The coding region runs from base 1 to 1629 and encodes 542 amino acids. Lineage: Eukaryota; Fungi; Mucoromycota; Mucoromycetes; Mucorales; Mucoraceae.
AUGCCUCAGCAACAGAACAUCUCUGCACGUAUGAAGGAAUUUGGAUUAUCUGAAAACAAUUACUGGAAAUCAACAUUGCAAUCAGUUGAUGCUGCAUUAAGCAUGCUCUCGGCAUUUGAUGGACGGCACAUCAGAGAAAUAGAUAUAGCCAUUGAUUCUCUUUGUAAACUCCUAGCUAUAGGGGAUGAUUUUGAUAAAGCGAAAGAGCGUCCUCAAGAGCCAAGGCAAGAAACCAACAAUCGUACAGUGAAGCCAUAUGACACUAUCAAUGAGAUUGAUGCUUUUGAAGCCCAAUUUACGCGAUGUCUGCAAAAGGCUAUAGAGCUUUUUAUCAAAGACUAUUAUAUCAAUCAACACAAUUCUGAGAUGAAAACAUCAGAUGCAGGCAAACCACAAAAUAGGCACACCUCAGGAGAUUGGGACUUCAAUGAUGCCGAGUGUGAUUAUAAUGAACGCCAAUUUGCGAAGGAUAUGAAGAUGGCAAUCGAGUUAUCUCUUGAGGACAAAGUCAAAAAGAACAAAGCACAUGGCACGGAGGCACAUGAUGGUGCUGGUACUCCUGUUCAAAGAGAUGGCUUUUCAGUUACGAACGAGCAGCGUAAUAAUGGGGAAAUUACAUCCAACGCGACUCUCGAGCAAGAAGGCUUGGUAAAAAUAUCUACUUAUGGAGUUAGCCAUUCAAAUUGGAGCAGUUUCGACCCUCUCUUUGAGAGUAAUGAGCCACUCUCGUACCCUCGCCUAGCUACAUUGAAAUCAUACACUGCAAAUGGCGAUAAAGUCGACAACAUAGUUAAUAAACCCCAACCAGAGCCUUCUGAAUCACUGCGUGCUGAUUUGGUGUUUCCCACAGUGUCUGUUCCUAUUCCUGUCAGACACAAUGUAUCGACAGCUUUGCAUGCACAAGAGCAGACAAUGAUCAAUAUCACCCAGCCUCAAUAUAACGCAACACAAAUAUCAAAUAUCCAGAACCAGCUGUCAUACCAGCCUCUGCAACAUUACCGACAGCAAGCAAAGCAGCAGCAAAAGCGGCAGCGUCGAUAUCAGCAACAACAUUUACCACAGGCUGUUAAAUUCACGCCUCGUGAAACAGGCUCAUUAUCCUCCUCAGAAAACAGCACACCAGUCAUUGUUAAAAAUGCUGCUACCGGUUUUGAAGGCAAGCCUUGUAAAACGAAGGUUUUCGACGACUUGCUGAAUCGAGGCGUAUUGGCAAGUCCACGAGGAAUACUUGGAUGGGUAAAUAACAGUAGUGGAGCUGCUUCUUGGGAGCUCUUUGCUAGCUCAACUGACACCAAGUGGAAACGAGGAAUUGACAUUGAGAUAGCGGAUUGGGAAAAAGAGCAGGCCAAAAAUGAGACAGAAACAUUACCUCAAGGCAAAUCAGUGACCAACAACAAACAUACUUUCUGUUUGAUUGACUCCAACACUUGUAUUUGUGAUGAUUGUAUUUCAGUCGAGACUGAUGGAACAGAAGACAAUUGGACCAAAGAAGAGGAAAGGCCUGAUACUAUGGUAAUUUUUAUACCACGAAACCCUAUCAGAAAAUCAAAGGGGCCACGUAUCUUUCGUCCUGACGAUGGCGACUUUGAAAGCGACGACGAGGAACAGGAGGAAGAGACUGAUGGAUAA